GUGGCAAAGAACAACAUCAAGCGAGCGCAGGAUGUGGUGGGAGGCUCAUUGUGACUGAGCUUCAGUUGGAAGAUGAUGAAGACCGGCAUCGUGUUUUAUUUUCUGGCUCUUUGGCUCUUGGAGGUCAAUGCAGAUGUGAUCUUCGUGGAGCUGGUAGAAAAGCAAUCUGUGGAGCUCUCGUGCCCCCUUCAGCAGGAAUGCGGCAAACUGACCACUCUCCACCUGUACCACCGCCGAGGCUCCGCUCAGCGCACCCUUCUGUCCCUGGGUCCAGGGGUCAAAGUGGACCCCGGCUACAAGAGCCGUCUGAACCUUUCGGGCGGGUGCAACUCGUCAGCGCUCAAGGUGAACCUGUCGCACUUAAAGCAAAGCGACUCGGGAAUGUACGUGUGUGAAAACCCAGACGAUGGCCUGUCUGCCACUCAGCUCUUCUUGCUGGUUAAGGCCUCAGAGAGUUGCUGCUCUUCCCUCUGCCCCCCUCUGCUCAUGGCCAUCUUUUCCGCGACGGUCCUCAUUUUCAUCUUGCUUUUGUGCUUUGCUCUGAGAGAUUGUGUGAAGGCCGAUCGUCCUCCUCCCACCGGGCCGGCUGCUGUUCCUAUUUAUGAGGAAAUGAGCAGGAAGGAGGAAAACUCUGGAGUCCCCCCGAACAACGCCCUGGAGGAGGAGCUCACCUCUCCAUUGCACGCGAACACCCUUUUGAGACAGUCGGAGGAGAACUACUAUGCCUGUCCCAGACACAUCAAGCUCAAAGCCUGAAUGGAAAAAGAACAAAUGUUUUUGAAACAGCCGAGAAAAAUCGCAAUUUUAUUCAUAUCUGAAAGAAGCUCCAUAGUUCAUGAAAACAUUUGUUUUUCGGUGCAUGUCGUUUGAACAAUCACAUUCUAUGAGAAGAAGAUAUACACAGAGAAAAAUCCAAAUAAAACAUUACAAGCCACUGACUUUGAAAAUCAAUAAAUCUCAGUACAGACAUUUCUUUUCUCUUAAUACCCCCCCCCCCACGGAAAAAGCAGCCUAAUUCCAAACACCCACUGAUCCCCCCCCCCCUUGAAGAAAAAAAAAAUCCUCAUAAAAACCUUGAGGGUGACAGGCUGGAAUCCCACAGUGCUAAAGAGUGAGACGCUCAUUGGUUUAUAGGAAUACACAGCAUGGCGAUGUGACUGACGCUAGGUGGAUCGGAACCAGGGGACAAACAUAUUCAAAUGAACAAUACGCAUACUGGACCCCCCCCCCCCCAAAGACCCCUGCAAUAAAUCAACCACGCCAGUGUAGGCCAUCCUCCGACCCUUGUGCAUAGUUUCGUGUUCCUUUACAACCAGCUCCUCGUUUUCACAAACAUCCUUUGCCGUGCGAACAAAUGUUCUGCAAAAACUCAUCGUUUCAUGAGACACACAAAGAAUAAAAAAAAAAAAAAAAAAGGUAAGAGAAUAAUGCACAACGCUCCUGAUUCAGUCAGGAUGGGACCUCAAGAAACAAAAAAAACACUAAACAGCAUUUUGCAUCUUAUUCACUGUCUUUUUUUUCUGUUUUGAAAUGUAAAGCAAUUUUAAUAUACAGAUUUUUAUAUAGAUAUAUAAAGCACUCCAUAGUCAUUUAAAGUCCAUUAUUUGGUUAUUACGUAACUGCUACGGAUUUCGAAACGACUGGUAUUUGCUCCUCCUUCUCCAAAUCCAGAACUUUCAGUGCUUAGAUGGUUCGUAAUAAUAUUUGUCAUCAAAAUGUACAUUAAAAUGAUGUGGUACUCUGGAACCCUGGCCUUCCUGAGACGAGAUCCACUUUUUCAGCUGUGCAAGAUAGUGAGCAAUUGUCAUUUUUUUUUUGUUGUCUUUUUUCCAUUGUUGUUUUGUUUUGUAUAAAGUCAAAAAUAUAGAGAAUCAACCAAAAAAACAACAUACAGGCUUUUCAGAUAGUCCAACAGAUACACAACACUGUUCGAUCCCAGAGUUCUUAAAGUAACACGAGAAAUCGCCAUUCUCGGUUGCACUUUGAAAAAUGGAAGCAUUUGUCCUCUUUUUUUGUUGUUGUCAUUUUUAUCCUUUUUUUUAAUUUUUUUUAAUUUUUUUAAACACCGUUCCCUCCCCCUGACAUUCCCAUCGUUUAAUUCUUUUGGAAGUCCAGAAGGAAACAAAAGUGUUUUGUAAACUGUCAGUGGCCCGGUGUUUACAAUGAAAUGAAAUGUGAGAAAGAGAGAGAAAAAAUCAAA
Molecule: messenger RNA, 2200 nt
Organism: Syngnathus typhle (broad-nosed pipefish)
Lineage: Eukaryota; Metazoa; Chordata; Actinopteri; Syngnathiformes; Syngnathidae
Exons: 4
Coding region: 73-756 (227 amino acids)
Biological process (GO): adaptive immune response
Cellular component (GO): membrane
Molecular function (GO): signaling receptor activity
Source: RefSeq, a predicted model, not a curated record